AUGGGGGAUGCUGCCGUAGACCCGAGGGAGAUGAGGAAGACCUUCAUUGUUCCAGCCAUCAAGCCCUUUGACCAUUACGAUUUUUCCAGGGCCAAGAUCGCCUGCAAUCUGGCCUGGUUGGUGGCGAAAGCCUUCGGGACAGAAAAUGUGCCAGAGGAACUUCGAGAGCCCUUUUACACAGAUCAAUAUGAUCAGGAGCACAUCAAGCCCCCUGUUGUGAAUUUGCUACUAUCAGCAGAACUGUAUUGUCGUGCUGGGAGUCUUAUUCUCAAGAGUGAUGCUGCAAAACCACUUUUGGGCCAUGAUGCUGUGAUCCAGGCCUUAGCACAGAAGGGCCUCUAUGUUACUGACCAAGAGAAAUUGGUAACCGAGCGAGAUCUACACAAAAAACCCAUACAAAUGAGUGCCCAUUUGGCCAUGAUUGACACCUUAAUGAUGGCUUAUACUGUAGAAAUGGUCAGCAUAGAAAAAGUAAUUGCAUGUGCUCAGCAGUAUUCAACAUUCUUUCAAGCAACUGAUUUACCCUAUGACAUUGAGGAUGCUGUCAUGUAUUGGAUAAAUAAGGUAAAUGAACAUUUAAAAGACAUAAUGGAACAAGAACAAAAAUUGAAAGAACACCAUAUAGUUGAAACUCCAGGAGGUCAAAAGGCUCGUUAUAGGAAAGAGCCAACGUUACUUAAGCAGCUUCCUUGCAUUCCGUUAGUAGAAAAUCUGUUGAAGGAUGGUACAGAUGGUUGUGCUUUAGCUGCCCUCAUCCAUUUCUACUGUCCUGAUAUUGUCAGAAUAGAAGAUAUUUGUUUAAAAGAGACUAUGUCAUUGGCUGACAGUCUAUAUAAUCUACAACUGAUUCAAGAAUUUUGCCAAGAGUAUUUGAACCAAUGCUGCCAUUUUACCCUUGAAGAUAUGCUUUAUGCUGCAUCAUCCAUAAAGAAUAAUUAUUUAGUGUUCAUGGCAGAACUGUUCUGGUGGUUUGAAGUUGUGAAGCCAUCGUUCGUACAGCCUCGUGUUGUCAUUCACCCACAAGCUGAACCUAUGAAAGAUAUGCCUUCUGUUCCAGUCUUGAAUGCUGCCAAAAGAAACUUUACAGAUGGUUCAUGCAGUUCUGACUUUCCUACAAGGGAAAGUACUGCAUUUUCACAAUCUCAUCAUCAUCUGCCUGCCAGAAAUCGAGGCUCUCAACCACCAUCUGAUUCAGGAGGAAUUAAAAGGUCUACAUCUAUGUCUUAUGUUGAUGGCUUCAUAGGGACAUGGCCCAAAGAAAAAAGAUCAUCAGUACAUGGAGUUUCAUUUGAUAUUUCUUUUGAUAAAGAAAAUAGUAUCCGGAAACCUGCUCCAAACAGAGGAAUCACUCGAUCUUUUAGUAAUGAAGGUCUUACACUAAACAAUAAUCGUAUACCUAAACACAUCAGGAAAAAUUUGUCCUUCAAGCCCGUAAAUGGAGAAGAGGAGACAGAAAGCAUAGAAGAAGAAAAUAAUGUUGAUUCCCAAAGUGACCUCAAAUCUUAUGUACCCCAUAGUACAACUGAACUAAAUUCUAAUGAAAAUAUUCAUUAUAAGCUUCCAAAUGGAGCUUUGCAAAAUAGGGCACCUCUAGAUGAGUUUGGCAACCAAAUUGAAACACCAAGCAUUGAAGAAGCCUUACAAAUAAUUCAUGAUACUGACAAAUCUCCCUGUGUGCCCCAAUCAGACCAAAUCACAAAUGGGUUCUUUCUUCAUAGUCAGGAUAUAUGUAUCCUUAAUUCAGAUUUCAAACUAAAUCCAUCUAGUCCUGACAUCAUAAGUGACACAAAAGGAACUCUGAGUCCUGUGACUGACACUACAGAGGUAGAUACUGGAAUUCAUGUUCCUUCAGAAGAUAUCCCAGAAACAAUGGAUGAAGAUUCUUCUUUGAGAGACUACACUGUUAGUAUGGACUCAGACAUGGAAGAACCCUCCAAGUUUAUUCAAGAUUAUGAUAUGCGAGUUAGCAACCAUAGGGAAGCUUUAAGUCCUUGUCCAAGUACUAUGAGUACGAGGUCUCAACCAGGUAGUAGUGCUUCUUCUAGUUCUGGAGUUAAGAUGACAAGCUUUGCUGAGCAGAAAUUCAGAAAACUCAAUCACACAGAUGGCAGAAGUAGUGGAAGCAGUUCUCAGAAAACAACCCCAGAAGGCUCUGAACUGAAUAUUCCUCAUGUUGUUUCUUGGGCACAAAUUCCCGAAGAAACAGCUCUUCCUCAGGGAAGAGAUACUACUCAGCUACUGGCUUCUGAAAUGGUCCACCUUAGGAUGAAACUAGAGGAGAAAAGGAGAGCCAUAGAAGCCCAGAAGAAGAAAAUGGAAGCUGCUUUCACUAAGCAGAGACAGAAAAUGGGCAGAACAGCCUUCCUUACUGUAGUGAAGAAGAAAGGAGAUGGAAUAUCUCCACUUCGGGAAGAAGCAGCUGGUGCUGAGGAUGAGAAGGUCUAUACCGAUCGAACAAAGGAAAGAGAAUCACAGAAAGCAGACAUACGGACUAAUAAGUCUGCAACAGAAGUAAUCAAAGACAGUAUUGAGAACUCUCAAGGCAAAUGGUUAAAGUCUCCAACCACACCUAUAGAUCCUGAAAAGCAAUGGAAUUUGGCCAGCCCCUCUGAAGAGACUUUAAAUGAAGGAGAAAUUUUAGAAUAUACAAAAUCCAUUGAAAAGUUAAAUUCAUCUCUUCAUUUUCUACAACAAGAAAUGCAACGUUUGUCAUUGCAACAAGAGAUGUUAAUGCAGAUGAGGGAACAGCAAUCUUGGGUAAUUUCACCUCCACAGCCUUCUCCACAAAAACAGAGUAGAGAGUUUAAAUCUUCAAGGCAAACAGGACUGUCAUCUCCAAUUGUGCCAUUCUCUUCAGACUCCCCUCGACCAACUCAUCCAUCUCCACAGUCCUCUAACAGGAAGGGCUCCUCCUUCCCUGUUAAAAUUCAAAGAACUCCUAGACCAAAUGAACUUAAAAUAACUCCUUUAAAUCGCACCUUAACGCCCCCCCGGUCUGUAGAUAGCCUUCCUCGGUUGCGGAGAUUUUCACCAAGUCAAGUUCCCAUUCAGACUAGAUCUUUUGUAUGUUUUGGAGAUGAUGGAGAGCGUGUAUGUGAACCUCAGUUAAAGGAAUCUAAACCUGCAGAAGAAGGAAAGGAGGAAAUGGAAUCUAAAGGGUCUUUGGAACAUCAUGUUCACAAACUAGAGGAAAAGGAGCUCAAACCUGUGGAGUCAACAGUUUCUGAAAUACUGUCACAGCCUGUUACAGAGACUGUAUGUCUUACACCAAAUGAAGAUCAUCAAAUAAACCAACCUACCGUACCAUCUCAGACUUCCACUUUGCCAGCUCCAGCUCCUAAAAAUGUUAAUUUAAUUGAAGUUUCUCUCUCUGACUUGAAACCUCCUGAUGAUAAGACUGAUAUAUCUGUUGAAAAAUAUGAGGGAGAAAGUGAUAAAGAACAAUUUGAUGAUGACCAGAAAGUAUGCUGUGGAUUCUUUUUUAAGGAUGAUCAAAAAGCAGAGAAUGAUAUGGCAAUGAAACGGGCAGCUCUGCUUGAGAAACGAUUGAGAAGAGAAAGAGAGACCUUGCUUCGAAAACAGCAGCUAGAAGCAGAAUUAGAGCAUAAGAAGGAAGAAACAAGGCGUAAAACUGAGGAAGAACGCCAGAAAAAAGAAGAUGAAAGAGCACGUAGAGAAUUUAUUAGGCAAGAAUAUAUGAGAAGAAAGCAGCUGAAACUCAUGGAAGAUAUGGACACAGUGAUUAAGCCCCGCCCUCAUACAACCAAACAAAAAAAGCCACGUCCAAAAUCCAUCCACAGGGAUCAUAUUGAAUCGCCUAAAACACCAGUCAAAGGUCCACCAGUCUCUAGCCUUUCUUUGGCAUCACUGAACACAGGAGAUAAUGAGAGCAUCCAUUCAGGCAAGAGGACACCAAGGUCAGAAUCUGUAGAGGGCUUCUUAUCUCCAAGCCGGUGUGGUAGCCGAAAUGGUGAAAAAGACUGGGAAAAUGCUUCUACCACCUCCUCGGUGGCAUCUGGGACAGAGUAUACAGGACCAAAGCUAUUCAAAGAACCCAGUGCAAAAUCCAAUAAGCAUAUAAUACAAAAUGCAUUAGCUCAUUGCUGCUUGGCUGGAAAAGUAAAUGAAGGUCAGAAGAAAAAAAUAUUAGAGGAAAUGGAGAAGUCUGACGCCAACAACUUUUUAAUCUUGUUCCGGGAUUCAGGCUGCCAAUUUAGGUCUCUAUAUACCUAUUGCCCAGAAACAGAAGAAAUCAAUAAACUGGCUGGGAUUGGCCCUAAAUCUAUCACUAAAAAAAUGAUAGAAGGGCUUUAUAAAUAUAACUCUGACAGAAAGCAAUUUAGCCACAUACCUGCUAAGACCAUGUCUGCCAGUGUUGAUGCAAUUACCAUUCAUAGUCAUUUGUGGCAGUCCAAGAGACCAGUAACACCUAAGAAACUUUUAACCACUAAGACAUAGUAAUUGGGGAAAAGAUUUGCUUCAGAACACUUGUGAUAUAUUUGCACUUCAUCUUCUUGCCUAUCAAAGAUAAGUUUUUGGUUGCCAACAAGACUUUUAUUACUUAAAACUGGACACUGAGCUCUUUUGAUGUCACGCACAACUGGAAUGUAAACCACAGUAUUUGGGAGUUCAGAAGAUUGUCGCUUUGGUGAGAAGUUCAAGUGAUCAUGGGAAUGUACUGAUUCACAUGGAGAUUUGUACAUGGUAAUAGAGGGUGCAGCUGCACGAUAUAAGGUUUGAUACACAAGCACUGAAUGUUCAUCUGU
Molecule: messenger RNA, 4766 nt
Organism: Gracilinanus agilis (Agile Gracile Mouse Opossum)
Lineage: Eukaryota; Metazoa; Chordata; Mammalia; Didelphimorphia; Didelphidae
Gene: CAMSAP2
Product: calmodulin regulated spectrin associated protein family member 2
Exons: 17
Coding region: 1-4458 (1485 amino acids)
Biological process (GO): negative regulation of microtubule depolymerization; neuron projection development; cytoplasmic microtubule organization
Cellular component (GO): microtubule minus-end
Molecular function (GO): calmodulin binding; spectrin binding; microtubule minus-end binding
Source: RefSeq, a predicted model, not a curated record